Molecule: messenger RNA, 492 nt
Organism: Paramecium primaurelia
Lineage: Eukaryota; Ciliophora; Oligohymenophorea; Peniculida; Parameciidae
Source: the annotation of a GenBank genome assembly
AUGAAUUAUCAUUUAUUGUAUCAUAUUUUGAGGUCCAAAUUAAAAUUAAAUUGUGAAUCUCCAUUCGAGAAACUUGAUCAAUUAUUUGGAGAUGAAGAUGAAAGUUAUGAAUAGUAAUCAAUUACUAAAAAAAAGAAGUAUAAAUAAAAAGAAAAGAAUAAGUCAUAUAAAAAACCAUUUAAUGCCUAGAUACAAGAAUCAGAAACAGACGAUGAAAAAAUCGAAAGCUUAAAUUGUAAAAUCUUCAGAUUAAUAAUAAAGAGAAUAAAUUGAGUAAAAAUUGUUUUUUCUGUCUUUGGUUGUGAACCACAAAAUGAUGAAUAGUUCGAUUUAGAAGUUCUUAGAAAUUAUUUAGGAUCAUUUGAAAGAAGAAUCAAUCAAAAAAGUAUUUACUCAAUUUGCUUAAAAAGAGAAAAAUCAAUGAAAAGAUAACAUUUUUUUGGUUAUUUCAUUUUAUUGUAGUAAGAGUGUUCAAACCAUCUUUUAUUUUGA